Loxodonta africana (African savanna elephant) is the source of this 2828-nucleotide messenger RNA. RefSeq names its product olfactory receptor 5T17-like. Lineage: Eukaryota; Metazoa; Chordata; Mammalia; Proboscidea; Elephantidae. The record is from RefSeq and is a predicted model, not a curated record. The transcript has a single exon. Gene Ontology annotation, molecular function: G protein-coupled receptor activity; odorant binding; olfactory receptor activity. Gene Ontology annotation, cellular component: membrane. Bases 1373 to 2296 code for a protein of 307 amino acids. Gene Ontology annotation, biological process: sensory perception of smell; G protein-coupled receptor signaling pathway.
UCAAUAUGUUAAAACUGGAGCUUGACUUGGGUCAUUAAUUUAAGUAGUUUACUGAUUACAAUUUGUAGCAGCUCAUGUACCCUUAAUACUGACUCAAAUUUCCUAGUCAGUAAAUUAGAGUAAUUUAAGAUGUACUGUGGGGAAAAUAUGUAAAAAAUAAAUGUUUUUUUUAAAAAGUAGUAUUAUAUAUACUCCAAAAAGUGUUAUAUUAUUAGAUAAUAAUUUAAAUUUUGAAUUCCAGAGUAGGUGACUCUUUGACUUCUGAUUUGUUUAGCCAUGGGACCAUCCAGAAAAUAAUCUAUUCCAUUUAUACUCGGUCUCUUUCUUUGUUUUUUAUCUUAAAUCUUAUAUGCACAUUCAAAGGUGCCAUUUAAAAAUAUUUUUUAUGUACUACUUUAGCUAAGAUAAAAGUUACUUAACUGUUAUUUCACUGAGGCCACAAUCAACAACACACAAACAAGUAUAAAAUCUUGAACAAAAAAUACCUUAGAAGGAAAUAUUUUGUAAUUAUGAAAGUCAUGACUUUUUCUUUUUUUUCAACAUCUUCAGAAGUUUCUUACUUUUUCACCAGAAAUAUUUCAUGGAGUAGAAAAACAUGGAUUGUCAAAAACACCAAUGGCCAAAUAUAUAGCCAAAAAAGGCCAAUACAGACCAUGAAUUUAAGAAAGAUGUUUGAACAAAACAUAAGCUGUCAUGUAAUUUUAGAAUUUAGUUAUGGUGAAUCUUUCCCCAAAAAACAACUUGAUAAAUUCCAUUCUGCAAAAUCCAAAAAUUUGUAAUGGAACUGGAGAAUAUUCAGAGACGACCUUAUCAGAUGUUAUCAUACCGGCGGGUGCUACUUUAUAACACCACUCAGCACGUUCUAUAUUUUAAAAUAUUUUUAUUAAUUUAUUUUUCUCUUUUAAUGUUCAACCUGAUCUUGUAAGGUAAAAUUAAUGUCCUCAUUCUGCAGGUGAGAAGAUUAUAGCAAGUAGUUCUACACAAUUCCUGAAAAUGCUAGAACUCUGGUGAUAGAUUCUAAUGUUUUAUCCCUUGAUAUAUUAUCUCAAGAGUUUGAGUGUGAGAAAGAAAUUUAUUUGAAUAUGACUGGUUUUAAUAAAUAAACCAGUUAACUCAAUUAUUUUGGUAAUGACUGAUGUUAACCAAUAAGUAAAUGUCAUUGUUGUCUAUUUAAUUCUGCUGAGAGUGGUACUUAGGAUUCGCUGUCCAGUCAUUGUCUUAUGAGUUGCUGCUGGGAAAUCAUGCAUUUCAGAAAAGUCAAUAUGAGGACAUGGUUAACGUUCCUUUUAGUCACAAUAUUAUGCAUACUGCCAUUAAAAUAAAAACUGUGAUUUCAUAUAUAUUUUCAAGAUUUUUUCCCUGAAGUGUCAACAUGAAAAAUGACACAGAAGUCACCACAUUUAUACUGAAGGGCUUCACAGACAAUCCUGAGCUGCAGGUCAUCUUAUUUUUUCUAUUUCUAGCAAUCUACCUCUUUACUCUAAUAGGAAUUUUAGGACUGGUUGUAUUGGUCAUUGAGGAUUCCCGGCUCCACAACCCCAUGUACUAUUUUCUGGGUGUGUUAUCAUUCUUGGAUGCUUGCUUUUCAUCAUCAAUUACUCUAAAUAUGUUAGUGGGUUUUAUGUCAAAGAAUAAAGCAAUUUCAUUCCUUGGAUGUGCAACACAGAUGCUGCUCUUUGUCACCUUUGGGACCACAGAAUGCUUUCUCUUGGCAGCAAUGGCAUAUGAUCGCUGUGUAGCCAUCUACAACCCACUUCUCUAUUCAGUUAACAUGUCACCCAGAGUCUAUGUGUCACUCAUCACUGCUUCAUAUGUUGGUGGUAUUUCACAUGCUACUUUACACACAGUAGCAACUUUUAGCCUCUCCUUCUGUGCAUCCAAUGAAAUUAGACAUGUCUUUUGCAAUAUCCCUCCACUCCUUGCUAUCUCCUGUUCUGACACGCACAUCAACCAGCUUCUACUCUUCUAUGUCGUGGGUUGUAUUGAGAUACUCACCAUCCUGAUUGUCCUGAUCUCCUACGGUUUAAUUUUGUUGGCGAUUCUGAAGGUGCCUUCUGCUGAAUGGAGGCAAAAAGUCUUUUCCACUUGUGGCUCUCAACUAACUGAAGUGUCAAUUUACCAUGGAACAAUCCUUUUCAUGUAUACGAGACCAAGUUCCAGCUAUGCCUUGGAUCAUGACAUGAUAGUGUCUAUAUUUUAUACCAUUGUGAUUCCCAUGCUGAAUCCCAUCAUCUACAGUUUGAGGAACAAAGAUGUAAAAACAGCAAUAAAAAAAGUGUUUGGGAGAAUAAAGUAAAUUUUUAGCAUUAAAAAUUAAAAAAAUAAAAUCAGGAGUCAUGGCUUGUGUCUCAAUAUGAAGAAGAUAAGAAAAAUGAAAUGUUAGUUUUAACUUAUUUUUGGAGUAUUUUGAAAUAAAGAUCAUAGUCAACCCUUAUCCUAUGCUUCUUUAACACGUACAGAAAAACUGUGCCAUCAAGCUGUUUCUUAGUAUGUUAAUGCUGGUGAAUGUAUGUAUGUGUAGAUGUGUGUGGGUAUACAUACAUAUAUAUAUACACACAUACACAUACAAUGAUUCUGAUGUAUAUAAUAUAGACACACACAUGUACAUGGAUACAAUCUGUUCUUAGAAUAUUUUAUAUUAUUUGCCUCAUAUUUUGGGAAAUAAUAAAAUAAUUGUUUAGUACAGUGUAAUUUAAAACAUUAGAAAAUCUGAGAAAAAAGUUUUAAUUAUUUUUAAAAUAUGAAUCCAGAGUAGUUUGAACCAAUCUUUUUCCAUUUUCUAAUGGAUUUAUACAUCCAGCAAAAUCAGUGAACAACAUAUAGCUAAA